This is a messenger RNA of Bemisia tabaci, 1053 nucleotides long. RefSeq lists its product as uncharacterized. The record is from RefSeq and is a predicted model, not a curated record. NCBI's taxonomy places the organism in Eukaryota, Metazoa, Arthropoda, Insecta, Hemiptera, Aleyrodidae.
AUGCUUACCAUAUCUUGGUUCUCUGUUCCUGGUUUGGAUGGGCUGAGGCAGAUAUCACGGUCGGAAUCCUUACCAGAAGAUAAUCGAAAACUUUACAUAGAAAUUCCUUCACCCAACGCUCAGCAGCCAACUUUAUAUAUCUGUAAACCCACUGGAGAUUAUAUUCCACUGAAGUGUACAAGAAUGAGGUCUAAUUCAGACACGAGGGUAGCCGUUUACUCUUCUGCCAACUUCUACAUCGCAACGAACCUGAUGGUCGCCAAUAUGCGACCUGUCAACUCCGUGCCUUUGGAGGGGGCCAACAAAGUUCCAUCAACCCCCGUCAUGAUUGGGAUCCCUACCGAAAAUCCUUUGACGUGCGUUUUCUAUGGCAUUGCCGAAAACAUUGCUGUUUUACGAAAGGACGUUGAGAAACUAUCACCCGAAUUCUUAAACGAGAAGGAUGGAUGGGAUGUGGAAAAAUACUACUCUAUCAACGAUAAGAAGACUUUUAUUAGGUUUUACUUCGCGCGAAGGAUGUAUUUCACGUACGCGUCCACUUUAAGGCGAGUUGUGAGCAAAUUCAAGCCGCAAGGAGCCACUGGAGGGAAUCCUUUCCCCAAGAUGCAGAUGCUGUGGUCAUUUUCAUUUCAGUCUCAUGGUAUGGGAAGCAUCCCGCAAGCCUCAAAAGCAGCAAUGUCCCCGUACAACCCAAAGGCCUCUCGGCUACCAAAGGCCACCGCGAUGACGGGAGCCACAGCAUUUUUAUUGAAGAAGAUGAUCGAUCCCUGCUCGGAUAUGACGUUCCCUAGUGACUUCCCAGUGGAUGUGGCAGGCGUUCCGCACCAAUCACCGGACGAUUUCUGCUCGACUUUCUGUCAGUUCAUCGAUGUGGCGGCCCGUCUGAAUCCCCGAAAGGAUAUGAUCUGUCUGUGUGCCUCCUCAGGCGGCACCUGUGUCGAGAACGUUUGCAUUUGCCAGAAAACGACAACCAUCCCGACGUGCCCCCCGAUUCGCGAGGGUAAGGGCACCUUCCGCAUGUUCGUGUGCCAAAAUGCUCUGAGGGACAAGUAG